CCUUCUUUCAUUUAAUGCAAGCAGUCAAGGAAUUGACUGGUAAGAAGCAUUCUCACGAAUUAUGAUUGGCUGGUCCGAGUGACACACAAUAUAAAAAGGGGAUCAGUUUCCCCUCUUUUUCCGUUUUUCUAUUUUCCUUUUUUCUUCAUUCUUUACAGUCCAGGAACGAGGAACAUGCAUUUUCUACCUACAGCAACAAAACAGCCGCUUUUUAGGCAUACAUCAGGCUUUUGCAGACUGCCUAAUGAAGUCUUAUUGUCGAUAUGUCAGUAUCUUUCUGUGCCUGACAUCCUUAACUUACUGUAUCAGUCAAAUAAGCAACUUCAAACCGUUGUAAAGUCGGUCCUCAUCAAUAGACUACUACAUCAAGACAAUUGCUGUCUGUUACGAUUGUGCUUUGAUCAAGAGAGUCAUUGGCGAUUUACUGUUGAUUUUAAAUUAACCAAAGCUACUGAGGGAAGACUGUCCUUCGCGCCAGUGAAUCAAAUUAGCCUACGCAUGUACACUUCAAAAUUGUUACGGAAACCAGUACUCUAUAAAGCGUAUCUAGUGGGACCUGAUUUUAUGACAGAUACUUCAUCCACCACUUACCAAUCCCUCGUCGACAACCUGAUCAAAUCAUCUUUACCGCUGCACAUCAAGGAAGUAGGCUUGCAUCAGGAACAUUACCCAACGAAGCAAAACUUGUCCCUCUCCUACAAAAUAUCGAAAACGCCAAGCAAUGAGCCGAAAAUAAGACCAGGCGAAAGAUGGGUUGAACCAACAGGCUUUGAAUGCUCCUUUAGCUUCUUAUCUCAGCAAAAGAAUAGGAUUCAAAGAGUCAUGGAUACGCUGAGCCCUCGAUCUACGCGUAGUCGAUCUAUUGAUUACCAAGCUUAUAAUUUAGCUUGGAACGGAAAUCAUUCGUUGGUCCUUUAUCCAACAACACGCCAGACAGUUGAGAUAGGAGGGUAUUAUAGGCAGAAAUACCGAUACAUCUCUCCCUUGGACAGAUCCAUCAUGGCUCCCUUCCUAGGAGGUCUUACCACUACAACAUUGGACCUUCCAAGGACGACGGCUGCAGGUGGUAGUGGUGGUGGUUAUAGAAUAGAUGUAUUUGGCAGAGCAUAAAGUGUAUGCCAAUUCCCAACAAACAAAACACACGCACACGCACACGCACACACAUACAGCAAUUAUUUAUUCGGCCAUCCGUUCCUCUAAAUUACUUUUUAUCUAGUAAUUUGAUAUCCCUCCCUUCUCUUGUUCCGUCAUACUUUUCACUAUUACUGCUAUUACUAUGAUGAAUGCCUACCCAGUGUCACCAAUUUAAUGCAUUUCACUAAUUAAUAUUUGUAUCUUAAAUAUACUACCGCCAUCUUUGGCUUAUUU
Messenger RNA from Mycotypha africana, 1368 nucleotides. RefSeq lists its product as uncharacterized. The record is from RefSeq and is a predicted model, not a curated record. Lineage: Eukaryota; Fungi; Mucoromycota; Mucoromycetes; Mucorales; Mycotyphaceae. The transcript has a single exon. Gene Ontology annotation, molecular function: protein binding. The coding region runs from base 175 to 1110 and encodes 311 amino acids.